Seriola dumerili (greater amberjack) is the source of this 2593-nucleotide messenger RNA. It is a transcript of the gene trpv6, whose product is annotated as transient receptor potential cation channel subfamily V member 6-like. The record is from RefSeq and is a predicted model, not a curated record. Gene Ontology annotation, molecular function: protein binding; calcium channel activity. The transcript is spliced from 17 exons. Lineage: Eukaryota; Metazoa; Chordata; Actinopteri; Carangiformes; Carangidae. Gene Ontology annotation, cellular component: membrane. Gene Ontology annotation, biological process: calcium ion import across plasma membrane. The coding region runs from base 106 to 2277 and encodes 723 amino acids.
GACAUGUUAUAGGUGUUGUUUCCAAUUUUGACAGUGUUAUGACUGAGUAUCACCAGAAGUUGAGGACCGGCACUUUUAUUGUUUAAGGUCAAACACCAGGUGUCAAUGUCUCCGUCUCUGGCCAGAUCUGCUCCGAGCGAGCUCAACCAUUGGUGGAGCCAGCUGAGGUUUCGCCUUCAGAACAAGAAAGGAUGGAACGAGAUGUUGGAUGAGACGUUUCUGCUCCACAGUAAAUACAUAAAUGACAUUCCUCUGUUCUACGCGUCUAAACAGAACAGUGUAGGCUGCAUCAAGAAACUGCUGAGCUCUGCAUCCACUAAUAUCUUUGAAAGAGGUGCUCUUGGGGAGACAGCGCUUCAUAUCGCCGUGAUGAAUGACAACCUGGAGGCUGCUGUGGCCCUGAUGGACGGAGCCCCUGAACUCAUCAACGAGCCCAUGACCUCUGAGCUUUUCCAAGGCGUUACUCCUCUCCACAUCGCUGUGGUGAAUCAGAACACCAAUCUGGUCUAUCACCUCAUUAGUCGAGGUGGUGAUGUGGUUACCCCUCGAGUCACCGGCUUGUACUUCAGGAAGAGGAUAGGAGGACUCAUAUACUACGGUGAACACAUCUUGUCUUUUGCUGCGUGUGCUGGGAGCGAGGACAUUAUCUCCAUGGUGAUCGAUGCAGGGGCCAACACCAGGGUCCAGGAUUACCGAGGCAACACAGUGCUUCACAUUUUAGUUCUGCAGCCCAACAAGAUGAUUGCGUGCCAGGCCAUUGACCUGAUUAUGGCACGCGAUGCAGAGCUGGACCAGUCACUACCACUCGACAUGGUGCCCAACUACCGAGGCCUUACACCUUUUAAACUGGCUGCCAAAGAGGGCAACAUCGUGGCAUUUCAGCACCUGGUUAAUAAAAGACGUGUAGUCCAGUGGAGUCUGGGCCCUUUGACCUCCAACCUGUAUGACCUGACCGAGAUUGAUUCAUGGGCCGAUGACAUGUCAGUGCUGGAGCUUAUUGUGGGCAGCCACCAGAGAGAGGCGAGGGGGAUACUGGAGGUGACCCCUGUGAGGCAGCUGGUCAGUCUGAAGUGGAACUUGUAUGGAAAACAUUACUUCAGGCUGCUGCUGCUUCUGUAUCUGCUGUACAUCGUGAUUUUCACACUGUGUUGUGUAUAUCGCCCCCUGAAGGACGCUCCGGAGAACUACACACAGUCAGACAUGGACAAAACAAUCCGGAUCCAGAAAACACUCAAUGAGAGUUAUGUGACAUAUGAGGACAACCUGCGGCUGGCAGGAGAAGUCAUCAGCGUCCUAGGAGCUUUUGCCAUCUUGUUGCUGGAGAUCCCUGAUAUACUGAGAGUGGGAGCAAAGCGCUACUUUGGCCAGACAGCUCUGGGAGGCCCCUUCCAUGUCAUCCUUAUCGGCUACGCCUGCUUGGUGGUGCUGCUGUGUGUGUUCAGAGCCUGCGAGGUGCAGGGGGAGGCCGUGGUGAUGGCAGUGUGUUUAGUUCUGGGCUGGUGCAACGUCAUGUUCUUCGCCCGAGGUUUUGAAAUGCUCGGCCCUUAUGUCAUCAUGAUACAGAAGAUUAUAUUUGGAGACCUGACAAAGUUUAUGUGGCUGACUGUCAUUGUGCUCAUUGGUUUUUCCACCUCCCUGUGGAUGGUGUAUAUGACCCAGGAGCCUGACGCCAUCCCUGCAUAUCGCUCCUUCCCCAUCACUCUCUUCUCCCAGUUUGAGCUCAGUGUAGGCCUCAUAGACCUGCCUGUUGAACAUACCAUCAUUACACCCCCGAUCGUUCAUGUGGUUCACUGUGCCUUCUCUGUGGUCUCCUACAUCCUGCUGCUAAACCUACUGAUAGCUAUGAUGAGCGACACACACUGGAGGGUGGCCCAGGAGAGAGAUGAGCUCUGGAGAACCCAGGUGGUGGCCACAACUUUGAUGCUGGAGCGGAGGCUGCCACGCUGCCUGUGGCCUCGACUCGGGGUGUGUGGGAUAAACUAUGGCCUGAAGGAGCGCUGGUAUCUCAGGGUUGAGGACAGAAAUGACUCAAUGUUGCAAAAGAUGCGACGAUACAUCAAAGCUUUCUCCAAAGAGGAUGAAAAGGAAAUGGAUGGAUUGGAGAAGACUGACACAAUAAAGGGGCCGAGCACAGGAACUCUGAACCUCAGACCCAAAAACAGAGGAGGGUUUAACAGGAGGACUCUGACAGGCUGGCAGAUGAUUCGCCACAGCGCUUUGGGUAUGGAGAUGGAGCAGGAGGACCCAGAGGAGGACCAGGACAUUAAACAUGUUUAGAAUGAGAUUCUGCCUGAGCCUGACGUGCUUUUUCUGAGGCUUUCCAUCAUCUCACAGUCCUGAACAUAUGAAGUAGACUUGAAGAGUUGAUGAAUUUCACUGAACUAACUUGCGAGAAGACUCAACAUUCUCAGUUUCUCUAUAUAGUCCGCAGUGCAACUAUUCCUGCAGUAUUAUGCUAUAGAAAAGUGUGUUAUUUUUAUAGCAAUGGAAAAAAUGUGUAGCAGUAAUAUAUACCAAGCUAAAACAGUGGAAUGUAGACAUUCAACUUAUGUAGAUGCAUGACCAUUUUUAUAUGAGAAUAAAACCUUGUUGA